Molecule: messenger RNA, 3867 nt
Organism: Hemiscyllium ocellatum (epaulette shark)
Lineage: Eukaryota; Metazoa; Chordata; Chondrichthyes; Orectolobiformes; Hemiscylliidae
Product: gastrula zinc finger protein XlCGF8.2DB-like
Exons: 2
Coding region: 414-1562 (382 amino acids)
Biological process (GO): regulation of transcription by RNA polymerase II
Molecular function (GO): RNA polymerase II cis-regulatory region sequence-specific DNA binding; DNA-binding transcription factor activity
Source: RefSeq, a predicted model, not a curated record
ACUGUGGGCAAGAGGGACGCUUUCUUUCUCAUCUGCAGGCGGUGAGGACGCGGCAGCGCGGAGGCAACGGUCGAGCUGGCGGAACGACGGGGCGGGCGGCAUUGGAAGAAGAUUGCAGACUGGAAAUUCAAACCAAGCUCCACAUCUCACAGAAUCACUCGAUUCACUCAAACCCGAGUGUCAUCGGCCUCCGACUGCAGAAAGAGCAACAGUUUCUGUUCUGCCGCAAGGAGAAGGUAUCAAACGUCAGUCUGACUGGAAAAGCAACCAGACACAUAAACAGUUCUGAGUGAGAGUGUUCUAUCACACAUCCUGAGAAAGAUGUCACAUAUUUGCAGCUGAGACAACUUGUAAACUUAUGUGCGAGGCUUCAACUGAUCAUCCAAAGUGGAGAGACACAAGGACAUUGCGCCAUGGAGAAACCAUGGAAAUGUGGCGACUGUGGAAAAGGGUUCAAUUACCCAUCUCAACUGGAGGUUCAUCGGCGCAGUCACACUGGGGAGAGGCCAUUCACCUGCUCUGUCUGUGGGAAGGGGUUCACCCAUUCCUACAACCUUCUAACACACCGGCGAGUUCACACUGAGGAAAGGCCGUUCACCUGCCCUGUGUGUGGUAAAGGAUUUGCUCGAUCAUCCCACAUUGUGACUCACCAACUUGUCCACACUGAUAAGAGACCAUUUAAAUGCCCAAACUGUGAGAAGAGUUUUAAAUGCAGAAAGGAUCUAAUGACACAUCAACGUAUCCACACUGGGGAGAGGCCAUUCACCUGCUCUAUCUGUGGGAUGGCAUUCACUCAGUCAUCCCACCUUCAGACACAUCAACUUGCUCACUCUGACAACAAACUUUUUAAUUGUUCUGACUGCGAGAAGAGCUUUAAAAGCAAAAAGGAUCUGCUGACACACCAGUAUACUCACACAGGGGAGAGGCCAUUCACCUGCUCUGUGUGUGGGAAGGGAUUCGCUCGUCCAUCUGGCCUACUGUAUCACCAGCGGAUUCACACAGGGGAGAGACCAUUCACCUGCUCUGUGUGUGGGAAGGGAUUCAUUAAUUCAUCCAAUCUUCUGAUACACCAGCAACUUCACACAGGAGAUAGACCUUUCACCUGCUCUGAAUGUGGAAAGGGAUUCACCCGUUCAUGUAAUCUUCUGACACAUCAGCAGGUUCACACGAAGGAGAAGCCUUUCACCUGUCCUGUGUGCGGGAAGGGAUUCACUCGAUCCUCCAACCUGAUGAAUCAUCAGCGAGUUCACUCUGGAGAGAGGCCCUUCACUUGUCCAACGUGUGGGAAGGGAUUCACUCAGUCAUCCAACCUGCAGACACACCAGAGGAUUCACACUGGGGAGAGGCCGUUUGCCUGCUCUGAAUGUGGGAAGGAAUUUUCUCAUUCAUCCUACCUGGUGAAACAUCAGCGAGUUCACACUGGGGAGAGGCCGUUCACCUGUAAUGUCUGUGGGAAGGGAUUCAUUCAGUCUUCCCAUCUGCUGACACACCAGCGAGUUCACAAGCAAGUGCAAAGUUUGGAUUCUGCACUUGCCGAUGCUGCUAGUCAUAUCCAGGACUGAACCAUGUUCAUUCUGAUGAUCCUGAUUUGUUGACGAGUUUUUAUGUUCUGCAUAAAUGAAAAAAUUAUUCACCUUUUCUGAGACAUUUUUGUAAUCUUUGUCUUUCCCAUCUGAGUGUUUAACAUGAGGCUAGAAUCAUAAAGGACAAUGUGGGAGGAGGGUUGUGUGUCAGAAACUGAUCUGUCCAUCAGGGUCACACUGAGAGGGAUAAAUGUGACUUUAAUCAUUCUCAUUUCUCUUCACUCACAGCUGACUCCUCAUGAGGACAACCUUGAGGUGCAUAAUAAAUUGGUCUCAGCCAUUGCUUUUCUUGGCUCAGAUCUCCAAGGCACAGAACAGCAACUCCCUUGCAGACGUGUUUCAAGUCAGGGAGAAUGACCGUGAAUGCUGGGAACAAGCUGAAAUAACAGAGAUUUGUAUCAAAACUAUGAUCUGUUUCAUAACACAGUCCAAAAAAGCUGUUGAUGCUGGAGAACUGUGUGUGGUUCUAAUCUAUUCUGACUGAAAGUGAAACGGCAGGUUUAAUUUUCAAGUCUAAAAAUGGCACUUGAUAAUUCUAUAACAUUGGAACCUGUAUGUGUUACAAUCUUGAUUUAUUGAACAGAAACACAUUAGUUACCAUCCGUAGUAAAAUUGAAGAUGGAUGUAUACAUAGGUGUCUUUUACAAUGAUAAUAGUUUCAGUCCAGAUAAAGAAGGGACGGCAUUGAGUCUAAGACUUUCUAUUGACACACUCCCCAAACACUGACGUUUAAAUAUACCUCAUCCCUGCUGGUGAGUUAAUAUGAUCUGGAAUGCAUUCCAUGAAAGAUUGAAGGAAACAAAUCGACUAGGAACUUUGAAAAUGAAAUGGGAAGUACAGUUGAAAAGGAAAGCUUCUAAUGACUUUGUAGAAAGAUUGGCAAAUGGAACAGUUGUUUCAAACAGCUGACUGGAUGGGCCAAGUGCUCUUGUUCUCCUGUCCAAUGCCAUCGUUCAAGGGAUUUCACUCACAUCAAUCCAAAUCAAUGCAAUUUCAUUCUUGAAGUUGCUGUUUGAGUUAUUAGCAUGUGGAAAAUUAGCAGCAGCAAUCUUACCCAAUGUUAUUGUCAAGCUACAGUUUUGAAUCUGAUUUUCAGAAUCACUGGAAUGUGCGUUUGUCUCUAUUUUGGCAAAUGUUGGGGUUGCAGGCAGAAAGUUCAGUUAUCAAGCAAAAAUGAGCAGGACUUUGCACCGUAACAAAUUAUUUACCCCAAUCAAUAAAAAAAAUCAUACACUAGAUACUGAUUUUACCCUCAAUUGUAUCUGAUUGUCAGCAAACAAUGAAACUAGAAGCAGUGACAUCUAUGGACUCGUAUAUUUUAUCACAAACAACUAAUAAUUGACUUUCACAUUCAAAUAUGCAGUAAACUCUCAAUUGUCGAACAGCAUUAUCCAUGCUGUAGUUUUUAUCAGUGGGAAUAAUGAUAGUGGAGGGUUGGUCCUGCCCAGUUGCAAUGUUCACUUCAGUAAGUAUUAAUCCAGACGUUGUUGUGACAGUCUGGAUAGCCAAUUGAUGAAGUAAGAAACCAGACCCGGUCAUUACUGGGAUAAUCUGGCACAGAUUUACUUAUUGAGAGUGAAACAUGACAGGACAGCCCUCUUGUGGUGUCAUGGUCCCCAGAAUAGGGAGAUCUGAGUUCAAGUCCCACCUGCUCCAGAUGCGUGCAAUCACAUCUCUGAGCAGUUUGAUUUGGGAAGUUGGUUGUUUUUCCCUUUUAAAAAUUUGCAACAUUGCAGGUAUGCAGUCCCCAUCUCCCCAUUGUUUCUAUGUCAGUUUAUGAUUAUUUUUCAUCAACCUGUUCAGGCAGGCGAUGUGAAACCUGAGGCAAUUGGAAUUUUAACCUGCACCUUCCAGACUGGAGGUAGGGAUUCCGCCAUUGCAUCUCAAAAGCUCUUUAGUUUCAAAGAAGGGAGACAAUAAUUGUGUCAACUGAGCUUCAGUACUUAACACUGAGCAUGGUGAAUGCAUGGUAUUUGCAGAGAGACACGGAGAAAGUAUAAGUGGAUCAAGGGUGACAUUGAAUUAAAAUGCAGAGACCAUCAGCAAUCUGUAUGUUUGUUCUUGAUUCUGUCAGUAUGAGGUCACCCUCACAGACAGGAUGUCUGUUCAUGCUGAUAACAAUAAAAUGACCACUUGCUCCAUUCUCAGGUGGCACAACUUCCUGUUUCUCUGCUGCCAGUUCGAAACCGCACAUGUCACUUCUCAGCAGAUAAUAAAUGCGGGACCACUAUCAGGUGGAAACAUCUGGUCACAGGGUCAGUGCAGAAUCCUGCCGAUCACAUUG